UUGCAGACUUCACUCAGACGUCCACGACUGCACACGCUUGCUGCUCGUCAGACCCCCUCCUCUCCAUCACGAUGACCCUCUGCUCCGGCUGCUUCCUCCUCCUCCUCCUCUUCCUCUCCUUUUCCUCCACUGUGAGCGCGGAACCCAGACGCCCCACUUCCGGACAUCGUCGCCGGGCCCCACGCGCACCUGUCGCCAAGGUGCGUCUGGCGGGGAACUUUGCCCGGGAGCCUCACGAGGGUCGCGUGGAGGUGCUGCACAACAACACCUGGGGGACGGUGUGUGACGACGAGGUGGACAUCAACCUGGCCAACGUGGUGUGUCGAGAGAUGGGCUUCCAGGGGGGCAUCACGUGGGCGCACAGUGCCAAGUACGGAGAAGGACAAGGCCCCAUAUGGAUGGACAAUGUUCACUGCGAUGGUUCGGAGAAGUCCUUAAAGGACUGCAAACACAGCGGUUGGGGAGUGAAUGACUGCAAACACUCCGAAGACUUGGGGGUGAUGUGCACUGCCGAGCGCAGGCAAGCACAGACCGGCGUCAUAGACCGAAGCAACGCCAACAGGACCCAAGGCGGUCCCCCCCCCCAGUUGCAAGGCCUUGUGACCACCCGCAGGCGCAUCGGAUAUGGUUACUACGGCAACGGACAUGCGUAUGAGGUCCCGAUCAUCCAGAGGCAGUACCUUAGCCAGGGUCACAGUAAGGUCCGGAUCGAGGAAGUGCGCCUGAGGCCCGUCCUGAUGGCGACCAAGAAGAAGAGCUUGGUCACGGAAGGCGUGGUGGAAGUGAAGCACGCCGGGAGGUGGAGGCAGGUCUGCGACAUGGGCUGGACUCUCAACAGCAGCAGAGUCCUCUGCGGGAUGCUCGGCUUUCCAGAGGCCGCUCCGCCUAACGUCAAAAUGUACAAAAAAAUAUGGGACACCAAGGUCGCAGACCCUUCAACGAGGUUGAGCAUCAUGGCCAAGAAGAAAGGCUUCUGGAUGGAGAAGGUCAACUGUCUGGGCAGUGAGAGCACGCUGUCUGAGUGCCAAGGUCAGCUGUCUAUUCCACGUAGCCCCGCCCCCUGUAAGAACGGCCGACACGCUGUGGUCAAAUGUCUGCCGGGCCCUCAGUUUUCCAGAAUCUCCUCUGGGAGACCUCAAGCCCCCAAUGCAGUUGUGCCGGUGCGUCUGAAGGCCGGACCCAGGCUGGGCGAGGGACGCGUGGAGGUGCUCCGAGACGGAAAAUGGGGGACAAUCGUGGACCACAUGUGGGAGCAGACCGCGGCCAGCGUGGUGUGCAGAGAGCUGGGUUUUGGUACUGCCAAGGACGCACUGCCAGGCGCCUUCAUGGGACAAGGUACUGGACCCAUCCACAUGAACAGUGUGCAGUGCACGGGCACAGAGCGCUCCAUCCUGGACUGCUACUUCCAGGAAGUUCAGCCGUGGACGUUCAAACACAGCCAGGAUGCUUCAGUGCGCUGUAACGUCCCCAAAACCGGCACGGAGCACAUGGUGCGACUGGCUGGCGGGAGGGUUCCGUCAGAGGGCCGAGUCGAGGUGCUGAUGGAAGUGGGCGGCCGGAAACUCUGGGGUUCCGUCUGCAGCGAGAACUGGGGCAUCAAUGAAGCCAUGGUGGUGUGCAGACAGCUGGGUCUGGGCUUUGCUUCGAGCGCACAUCAGGAUACUUGGUAUUGGUCCAGUGACCCAAACGCAGCCGAGUUGAUUCUCAGCGGAACUCACUGUGUCGGAACAGAGUUCUCGAUCCAGCAGUGUCGUCGUAACAACCACAUGCACUGUCCUCGAGGGGGCGGAGUUAAGGCUGCUGGGGUCACCUGCUCAGAAACCGCCCCCGACCUCGUUCUGGAUUCCCAGCUGGUCCAGGAGACGACCUACUUGGAAGACCGACCCCUGCACCUGUUGAACUGUGCCAACGAGGAGAAGUGUCUGUCCUCCUCGGCUGCCAGGAUGAACUGGCCCUACGGCCACAGACGCCUGCUGCGCUUCUCCUCGCGCAUCAUGAACUUGGGACGCUCCGAUUUCCGACCCAAAGCGACGAGGGAGAGCUGGACAUGGCACCAGUGUCACAGGCAUUACCACAGCAUCGAGGUGUUCACGCAUUACGACCUGCUGACCCUCAAUGGCACCAGGGUCGCCGAGGGCCACAAGGCCAGUUUCUGUCUGGAGGACACCCACUGCCCUGAUGGAGUCCAGAAGCGCUUCUCUUGUUAUAACAUGGGCGACCAGGGCAUCUCCGUGGGCUGCUGGGAUACCUACCGCCAUGAUAUCGACUGCCAGUGGGUGGACGUGACGGACGUACGGCCUGGAGAUUACAUCUUUCAGGUGGAAGUCAACCCCUCUAUGGACAUGGCUGAGUCCGACUUCAUGAACAACGUCAUGCGAUGCCGCUGCAAAUACGACGGCCACAGAGCCUUCAUGUACGGAUGUCACGCAGGAGACGCAUACAGCGCCGAGACCGAAGACCUGUUUGAGCACCAGAGGCAGAUCACCAACAACUUUGUGUAGCACCUCCCUAAGACUCCAACACCAAGGACUUCCAUGGUGGCUCAGAUGCUGCUCAAGGUGGGCAGAGUGAUACUUAAGCCCCAGUCCCUCGUAUAACUAAAACACGGAAAGUAACGUUGCCCGUCCAUACGCUCGGCAGCUGAUAGUCACAUCACGGAAACAAACCAAUGACAACAAGAGUGGCCUAUGCAGCUUUUGGCUUUGUCGUUACUCGAGUUACAGUUUAUUCAUUCUUUUCUUUUGUGACGCUGGACUACUAAUAUCCUUUUCUACAAACCUAACUUUUUCACAUGAAAGAUUCAAGAUACAACGCCAAUAUAUCGACAUGUAGUACUGUCAAGCGAUUAAAAAGGCAGUGAUCAAUUAAUUAGGAUCUCUAAUUAAGUUAUAUUUUAAUCCUGCCUAAAAACUUGCUGAGAAAAGCUCUAAACUUGACUUAUUUUCACUUGCCAAGAUAGCUAUACAACAAUAUAAAGUAGAUUUAUAAAGAUACCGCAUUUCCUUGAAUUGCCGCAGGGCAUAUAUGUACGCACCUGCCUUGAAUUACUGCCGGGUCAAACUCGCUUCCCAAAAUAAUGAAUAAUUAAGUUAUAUUUUAAUCCUACCUAAAAACUUGCUGAGAAAAGCUGUAAACUUGACUUAUUUUCAUUUACUAAGAUAGCUACACAACAAUAUAAAGUUACCGUAUUUCCUUGAAUUUCCGCAGGGCAUAUAGUACGCGCCUGCCUUGAAUUACUGCCGGGUCAAACUCGCUUCCCAAAAUAAUUAAUAAUUAAGUUGUAUUUUAAUCCUACCAAAAAACUUGCUGAGAAAAGCUCUAAACUUGACUUAUUUUCAUUUACUAAGAUAGCUAUACAACAAUAUAAAGUUACCGUAUUUCCUCGAAUUGCCGCAGGGCAUAUAUGUACGCACCUGCCUUGAAUUACUGCCGGGUCAAACUCGCUUCCCAAAAUAAUUAAUAAUUAACUUAUAUCUUAAUCCUGCCUAAAAACUUGCUGAGAAAAGCUCUAAACUUGACUUAUUUUCAUUUACUAAGAUAGCUACACAACUAUAUAAAGUUACCGUAUUUCCUUGAAUUGCCGCAGGGCAUAUAUGUACGCACCUGCCUUGAAUUACUGCCGGGUCAAACUCGCUUCCCAAAAUAAUGAAUAAUUAAGUUGUAUUUUAAUCCUACCUAAAAACUUGCGGA
Molecule: messenger RNA, 3690 nt
Organism: Nerophis ophidion (straightnose pipefish)
Lineage: Eukaryota; Metazoa; Chordata; Actinopteri; Syngnathiformes; Syngnathidae
Gene: loxl4
Product: lysyl oxidase-like 4
Exons: 15
Coding region: 72-2501 (809 amino acids)
Biological process (GO): peptidyl-lysine oxidation
Cellular component (GO): membrane
Molecular function (GO): protein-lysine 6-oxidase activity; copper ion binding
Source: RefSeq, a predicted model, not a curated record